UCGACUAGAAAAAAAAAGUUAUCCAGAACUUUACUGUAAUAUUUAAAUAAUAUUUUUUGUUAUAAGUCAGAGAAUUGUGUUAGUUGGUUUUCGAAUUAAUCACCAAGCAACUGAAUUUUCAAUUGAAAAUGUCUUCAAAAAUCUGUAAACUGUUGCUGCUAGCAUCGAUUUUCUCUUUCAUUCCAUCGUUGACAUCAUUUCACAUUCGCGUUUAUUUCCAUGAUAGACGUUCUUCCUCCAUAGACGGAAAAAAUAUCUGUAAAUGCAAAAAUUUAACAAAUGUGUAUGCUGCAAACAGUUCUAUAGAGUUAUUACCGAGUCGUUUCUUAGCUAAUUGUCAUAGUUUGGAAUAUUUGGUUCUAUCGAAUAACAAACUUACAGAAAUCCCAUAUGACGCAUUCUAUAAUUUAUCUAAUUUAUAUAGCUUAGAUUUAUCAGUAAAUCAACUCACCACUUUACCUAGAGACGUUUUCAAACCAUUAACUAAUUUAAUGUCCUUAAUAUUGACUGAAAAUCGAAUUGAAAUAAUUGAUUCAAAUAUGUUUUUUCAUAAUCAAAAUUUUGGUCAUUUAAACAUACAUUCAAAUAACCUGAGAACUAUUGAACCCAAAUCAUUUAUACGUACGUUUAAAAGAUUAUCAAACUCUUUGAAUCUGGCCAAUAAUCGUAAUUUAAAUAGUGAUGAUUUUUUUCAUGAAAUCGAUAAUUUUGAAGCAAUAAAUGUGGCAAAUUGUGGAUUUAAAGAACUUUUUAUCCCAAGGAAUGUUGACCAAAUUAAUGCAAUUGGCAAUGAUAUAUCUUAUAUCACGGCUCAUCCCAAUAGUACAUUGCGAUCCUUGUUUUUAUCACAUAAUAGCUUUACCAAUCUCUCACGUAUUCCAUCAUUAGUUAACUUACAAUCCUUGCUAAUUGGCAAUGGCAUUGAUCAUAUUAAUUUUUUUGAUCUUUCCCAUUUAAAAAAAUUAAAGUAUCUGCUUAUUGAAUUGAAUCCAAAACAGAAUAUUAGCGUUGCUGAAAUAAAGAAAAGUUUACCAUCUUUUAGAAAACUGUACAUAACAUCUCCUGAUUUAAGUAUCGAAAAGCAAAAACGGAUUUUAAAUGAUUUUAAAGAACACAAAUUAAAUAUUUCCAUUAAUGGUAAAGAAUACCCUUGGGAACGGGAACAAAAAGAGGUUAGCUCAUACAUAAGACAUACUUGUCACGAAUAUUUUGUUUGAAUACAAUUUUGUUUUUGUUUUUUUAGAAAUUUUUAAACAUACUACGUUGCUUUAAGACAUAAUAUAAAUAUAAAUUUAACGAACGAUAUAUAGGGAGAUAUUUUGCACUUUAAUUCGGUCUAAAAUCGUUACUUGUUUUAGUUAAUUGAAAGUGUGUAUAGAAUUGUAUUUAAUUAAUUUGCCAAUUUAAAGAGAGAUAGAGAAGAAGAAAAAGAAACACGAAAAUAGUCGUAUAAAGUUUUGAAAUUCGACACCAAAAUGAUCUUCGCAAUUUUUGUGUGUACUUUAAUUAUGCUGCUUAAAUAUAGCAGUGCAGUUAUAUUAUCGCAUCCACGCCUAGGAUUAAGAGAACUGUGGGAUGCAAACCUCCGAGAGCAUUUCGAAACAAUGGAUGUAGGAGAGGCCCACAAAAUACUGCAAGGUGAUUUUAAAUUUUGUGCACAAACGUAGCAAGCGUUAUACAUCUAUUCGGAAGAGAUAAGGUUGACAGUUGGUACUGUUACGAGCAAUAUUUCGAUGCUAUUGAAGCCAUAACACUAUUUAAUAAGACUGGAACUAUAUUCCACGAAGCAAGUAGAUAUAGAAAAGACCAUCCUAGUUGUUGGAUUUACAUGAAACAUCCAAUAGUUUGCCGUAUAUUCGACAUGGAACCUGGCGGCUCACAAAUUAUUUGUAUACAGCACUUCGUCGAUCAUAACUCCGAAAUUGAUCAGAGAAUAGUAUCAGUCCGGUUUUUAUUCGGUGAAAGAUUAAGGACACCGGUAAAAAAAGUACACUCUUCUCGAUAUGUUGAUGGUUUGUUUUCUUUAUAAAUUUAUUUUUUUUAU
This is a messenger RNA of Contarinia nasturtii (swede midge), 2044 nucleotides long. Its product is annotated as leucine-rich repeat transmembrane neuronal protein 2-like. Gene Ontology annotation, cellular component: extracellular matrix. The record is from RefSeq and is a predicted model, not a curated record. The transcript is spliced from 3 exons. Gene Ontology annotation, molecular function: protein binding. Bases 129 to 1217 code for a protein of 362 amino acids. Lineage: Eukaryota; Metazoa; Arthropoda; Insecta; Diptera; Cecidomyiidae.